AUGAGUAGCCCUAAGCGCAGAAUCGAGACUGAUGUCAUGAAGCUCAUGAGUGACUAUGAAGUGACACUGGUCAACGAUAAUAUGUAUGUAUCUACUACACCCUGCACCAAUAUGCAAGAAUUCUACGUCCGUUUCAAGGGGCCCGAAGAGACACCAUUUACCGGAGGUCACUGGAAGAUCCACGUCGAGCUGCCCGAUCAGUACCCCUACAAGAGUCCCAGUAUCGGAUUCGUCAACCGAAUCUUCCACCCGAACAUCGAUGAGCUGUCAGGAUCGGUCUGCCUCGAUGUUAUCAAUCAGACAUGGUCGCCGAUGUACGACAUGCUCAACAUUUUCGAAGUUUUCCUCCCUCAGCUUCUCCGCUACCCCAACCCAUCGGACCCGCUCAACGGCGAGGCCGCGGCACUCAUGAUGCGGGAGCCCAAGGCGUACGAGGCAAAAGUAAAGGAAUACGUUGCCAAGUACGCCAGCAAGGAAGCCGUGGAUGAGGCAGGCGAGGACACCGAAUCCGAAGAUGAGCUGAGUUCAGCCGGCAGCUAUGAGUCCGGCGGUGAAGAGCCAGCUGGUACGAUGGAUGAUGUCUAA
Penicillium arizonense is the source of this 585-nucleotide messenger RNA. RefSeq names its product E2 ubiquitin-conjugating protein UBC8. Gene Ontology annotation, biological process: ubiquitin-dependent protein catabolic process; protein polyubiquitination. The record is from RefSeq and is a predicted model, not a curated record. Gene Ontology annotation, molecular function: ubiquitin conjugating enzyme activity. The transcript has 8 exons. Lineage: Eukaryota; Fungi; Ascomycota; Eurotiomycetes; Eurotiales; Aspergillaceae. Bases 1 to 585 code for a protein of 194 amino acids. Gene Ontology annotation, cellular component: nucleus.